This is a messenger RNA of Mycena indigotica, 1119 nucleotides long. RefSeq lists its product as uncharacterized. The transcript is spliced from 9 exons. The record is from RefSeq and is a predicted model, not a curated record. Bases 1 to 1119 code for a protein of 372 amino acids. NCBI's taxonomy places the organism in Eukaryota, Fungi, Basidiomycota, Agaricomycetes, Agaricales, Mycenaceae.
AUGACGAUUGUGCUCGACAAUGGUUCAGCAAUGUCUAAAGCCGGAUUUGCUGGCGAUGAUGCCCCACAAGCGGUUUUCCCGUCAAUUGUCGGCCGCCCGCGUGAACGCGGAGUCAUGAUUGAGUUCGGGAACAAAGACUCCUACAUUGGUGACUACGCUCAAGCCAAACGAGGGGUUCUGUCUCUUUGCUGGCCUAUCGAGCGCGGCGAAGUCACCAUUUGGGACGACAUGGAGAAGAUCUGGCGCCACACUUUCUCUGUAGAGCUUCGCGUCUCUCCGGAAGAGUUCCCGGUCCUGCUUGCCGAUGCCCCACUAAACUCCAAGAGCAGCAGAGAAAAAAUGGCGACCAGCAUGUUUGAAACAUUCAGUGUCCCCGCAUUCUUCGUGAAAACACACGCAGCACUCUCACUGUAUGCCUCUGGUCGGACCACGGGCGUUGUUAUGGACUCUGGCGACGGGGUUUCCCAUGUUGUGCCGAUCUAUGAGGGCUUUUCACUCCCACAUGCGGUCCAGCGGCUCGAUGUUGGCGGGAGGAAUGUGACCAGUGCCCUGGUCAAGGGUUUGGGCGAGCGAGGGCACAAAAUAGUGACACCGGCAGAGCAUGAGAUCGUGCAUGACAUGAAGGCGCGGUUUUGCUAUGUGGCCCACGACUUCGAUGAUGAGCUCAGGAACUGGCCCGAGUCUUCCAAGUCUGGGCUAGAAAUCAGCUACGAGCUGCCAGAUGGUCAGGUUCUCACUCGUGGCAAUGAACGUUUCCGUGCCCCUGAGGCGCUUUUCCGGCCAUCCCUGCUCGGACUUGAGUCCGCUGGCAUCCAGACCAAGAUUCAUGACUCCCUCAUGCGAUGCGACCCCGAUAUUCGUGGCGAUCUCUACGACAACAUCGUCCUUUCUGGCGGGAACACGAUGUUUCCUGGCAUGGAGAGCCGUCUGCAGAAGGAAAUAGCUGCUCUUGCUCCCCCCGGCAUGAAGGUCCGUGUUGUCGCCCCGCCUGACCGCAAAUACUCCGUCUGGAUCGGCGGCUCCAUCUUCGCUUCGCUCAGCACUUUUCAGGAUAUAUGGGUCUCCAAGCAGGAGUACGACGAGACGGGGCCGGGCAUCGUACAUCGCAAAUGCUUCUGA